Wyeomyia smithii (pitcher-plant mosquito) is the source of this 2222-nucleotide messenger RNA. It is a transcript of the gene f-cup, whose product is annotated as leucine-rich repeat-containing protein 40. Lineage: Eukaryota; Metazoa; Arthropoda; Insecta; Diptera; Culicidae. The record is from RefSeq and is a predicted model, not a curated record. The transcript has 7 exons. Gene Ontology annotation, molecular function: protein binding. Bases 323 to 2149 code for a protein of 608 amino acids.
GUACUCUCAGCUCACCCGCAGAGUCAGAGGGGUCCGCGCGUUUCACUCGGCAUCGUCAGCUGUUACGUACGGUACGAGCCUACAGCACUGCAUUCUUUAGGAAUCGACGAAACAGAGAGUUAGCUGACCGAGAGAAGCAUUCGAAUGUGAACAUUUAAAGAGAUUAGUGCUUAAAACCAAAACAAAAACAGUUUUAGAAAAAAAAAACAUGACUGUUGGAAAGUGAUUAUUUGCCAAAACCUAUUUCGCUCAACUUCCAGUGUUUGUUUGCUGGCCAACAGCUUGCAUCAAAAUUGCGGCCAGGGGGAAAAAAGUGCUCACAAUGAAACCCCACGUGGCUCGCAGUCGAAUUCGACAGCAGCAAUUGAAUCCGGUGUUCCACUGGCAAAACAAGGAAGAGGACGAUAAGGUGCUCAGCAAGGUCAAGAUCAAACAAGCCCUAAAAACAGGCACCCUGAAUCUAUCCGGGCAAGGACUGGCAACGGUGCCGGAGAAACUGUGGAACCUAAGCGGUUCGGACGAUUGCGAUAAGGACGUGCGCUACGACUUGGAUCGAACGAACGACGAGGAAAGCUGGUGGAAUCAGAAAACGUUAACCAAUUUGGAUCUGAGUUCGAAUGCUCUCACCAGCAUUAGUGAGAAUGUGAGAAAUCUGGCGGAUUUAACUGUGUUGAAUCUGCAAGAUAAUGCUCUAACAGCUUUGCCGGAAGGAAUCGGUUGCCUUACUAAAUUAAUUAAACUCACUCUGAGUCGUAACAAGCUAACGGAACUCCCGGAAAGUUUCUUCAAUUUAAAAGAGCUAAAACAACUUAACCUUUCGCAUAAUGAGUUCGCGGAAAUUCACAGCAAUGUGAGUGAUCUGAUCAUGCUAGAAGUGCUGGACAUUUCAUUUAACAGUCUUAACUCGCUACCGGGUGGAAUCGGGUUCCUAGUCCGCUUACAACAGCUAACCCUUAAUAACAAUCGUCUCGUAGAAUUACCCAACGAUAUUGUCAAUUUGAGAAAUCUCCACAAAAUGGAAUUAACGAAGAACGACCUCAAACUCUUGCCCCCGGUAAUGGGCGAACUGCGCAAGUUGGAGUGCCUCUACGUGCAGCACAAUGAUAUCGGAGAGUUGCCCGAUUUUACGGGCUGCGAUGCGCUGAAAGAAUUGCACAUUUCGAACAAUUUCAUCAAAUCAAUUCCGGCCGAUUUUUGCGAAAAUUUGCCACAGUUGAAGGUACUCGAUCUUCGCGAUAACAAGAUCGAAAAGCUGCCGGAUGAAAUAUCGAUGCUGGCCAGCCUGACCCGGCUGGAUUUGUCGAACAACUCGAUCAGCAGUUUGCCUUCUUGCCUGUCGACGCUUGCCCAUCUGGUGAGUUUGCAGGUUGACGGCAAUCCGAUCCGUUCGAUUCGCCGGGACAUCAUUCAGUGUGGCACACAGCGUAUUUUGAAAACCUUGAGGGAUCGAGACGGUCCCGGGCAGCAGCGACAGGAGCAGGUGAAGACACCGUUCGAGGAAAGCACCUUCCCGGAUGUGUAUCAGAUGAAGAAGGGCCGAUCUAUGAUUGUGAGUAACAAGAAUCUGAUCGACAUCCCAGAGCAGGUUUUUCUCGAUGCGAUGGAAGCUUCGGUCUAUAAUAUCGAUAUUAGCAAAAAUAAGCUAGCGGAUGUUCCGGCUGGAUUGGCGAAUCUCGCGAACCUUCUGACGGAAUUAAACCUUAGCUUCAACGCACUCAAAACUGUCCCGUCCUUCUUCUCGCAGUUCGAUCGUAUUAGCUAUUUGAACCUUUCCAACAAUCUGAUAUCCGACCUGCCGGAAGUGGUCGGUCUGUUGGUUACGCUACGGGAGCUGAAUGUGGCCAACAAUCAGCUCAAGCACAUUCCGGCGUGUGUUUACGAGCUGAAGGGACUGGAAAUUCUGCUCGCUCGUGAUAACAAAAUUGAGGAAAUCGAUGCCACCGGACAGGGUCUCGGUGGUCUGCCGCGAUUGUCCACACUGGAUCUGGCCAACAACAACAUCAAACAGGUGCCACCGAUUCUUGGCUUGUUGAAGAAUAUUACUACAUUGGAUAUAAUAGGGAACGGUUUCCGACAGCCGCGUCAUCAAAUACUGGAGAAAGGAACCGAAUCGAUUAUGGCCUAUCUGAGGGACAGAAUACCAAACUAAGCAGUACCAAACAGUAGCAAGCUUUCAUCACCAAAAAUAGCUUUAUAAAUAAAUGUUUAUUGAUAAAAACACA